UUUAUUAUUUUUUUUUUCUUUUUCUAUAAAUUUUUUUUUUAAAAAAAUGGUUCCUAACCUAUUAACUUUUCCCAUAAUAUAAAGGAAAGACUCGACCAAAUGUAUUUUAACAAGACACAUUAGCAAGAUUUAGGAAUUGAAAAAAAAGGGUGACGAUAUGUGAAAGUAAGAGGAUGAUGUUAUGUAAAAUUCUGAACCCAUGCCACUCACAGAGAGAAUAAAAUGAUACAGUAUUUGAAAAAGUCCUAUCCAUGCGUGGGCCAUGCAAAAGUGUCAUGUCUUCUUUAAUUUUGUCAUAAUAUGCAAAGUUGAAGUUGAUCAGAGUAUGCUUUAUGUUAUACAUACAUACUUCAAGUAUCAAUUCUGCUGUUUUAUGCAAAAAUUAAUUCCACUAUCAAGCUAAUAGUAACUUUGCAAGAGCCUAGAGGAAACAUCAACAUCAAGAAGCUAGCUCUUUCCAAUCAAAAUGGCUUCCUCUUCUGCAAAGGCAAAGAUGGUUACUGUGUUGAGCAUUGACGGAGGUGGCAUUAGAGGGAUAAUUCCCAGCACUCUCCUCAGUUUUCUUGAAUCAAAGCUUCAGGAAUUGGACGGACCCAAAGCAAGAAUUGCAGAUUAUUUCGACAUAAUUGCAGGAACAAGUACAGGUGGUCUAGUCACCACCAUGCUUACAGCUCCCAAUAAGGAACGCCGUCCCAUGUAUGCUGCAAAGGACCUCAUCAAUUUCUAUUUAGAGCACUCUCCCAAGAUUUUUCCCCAGGACAGAAACACAAAUAUUUUGAGUUCAAUGACAAGCACGUUGUGUGGUAUGAGGGGACCAAAAUAUGACGGGAAGUACCUGCGGUCAUUGACAAACGAGCUACUUGGCAACCUAACUCUGAAAGAGACCCUAACAGAUGUGAUUAUACCAAGCUUUGAUAUCAAGCUCCUUCAGCCAGUGAUCUUUUCAACCAAUGAUGCAAAGAAGAAUGAAUGGAAGAACGCUAGGCUAGCAGAUAUUUGCAUUGGUACCUCUGCAGCACCCACUUUUCUUCCAGCACAUUACUUUGAGGUAGAAGAUGCAGAGGGAUACGUUCGCAGUUUUGAUCUCAUUGAUGGUGGAGUUGCUGCAAAUAAUCCAACGAUGAUGGCCAUAAGCCAGAUUUGGAAAGAAAUUUUGAGGCAUAACAUUGAGUCACAUGACAUAAAACCAAUGGAGUACAGCAAGAGAAUGCUAGUUCUGUCACUGGGAACAGGUGCAGCGAAGCAUGAAGAAAAGUAUGCAGCUGCCACAGCCUCAGAAUGGGGUUUGUUUAAAUGGAUGUAUGACAAUGGUGCAACUCCAUUGCUCGACGUAUAUGGCGAUGCAAGUUCUGAUAUGGUCGACUUUCAUGUGUCCACCUUCUUCCAAGCCCUUGGUUCCAAGAAGAACUACCUUCGUAUUCAGGAUGACACAUUAACAGGAGAUGCCGCAUCAGUUGAUAUUGCCACCCCGGAGAAUCUGCAAAAGCUUGUGGAGAUUGGAGAGGCGCUAUUGAAGAAAUCAGUGUCAAGAGUGAAUUUGGAUACUGGCAGGUUUGAGAAAAUUGAGGGCGAGGGUACUAAUGAAGAAGGUCUUACCUAUUUCGCCAAAUUGCUUGUUGAAGAACACAAGACCCGACAAAAAAAAUGAAAGCACUCGAAGUCUCUCCUUUUGAUCUAAAAUAUUUGGAUUGGAUGCUUUAAUAAGAGUAUUAAUUAGAACUUUAUUUGUGUGAGUUUGAACAAGCUAGAGAGGGGAUGUUCAAGAGUCUCACAUUGAUUAGGCGUUGGCAUUGGUUUGAUUAUAUGGUACUAGUCUACCUCCUAAGUAUUUCAGUUAUGGCUUGGAUUCUUUGGUGAGAUUAUUAUUACAAAUAUUAUAGAUAUGGGGCUUUCAUAAUGUCUUGUCCUAUUCAUUUUCUGAAAGAAUAGAGGGAAAUUUUGAAA
Molecule: messenger RNA, 1944 nt
Organism: Quercus lobata
Lineage: Eukaryota; Viridiplantae; Streptophyta; Magnoliopsida; Fagales; Fagaceae
Product: patatin-like protein 2
Exons: 6
Coding region: 467-1648 (393 amino acids)
Biological process (GO): lipid metabolic process
Molecular function (GO): glycerophospholipase activity; monoacylglycerol lipase activity
Source: RefSeq, a predicted model, not a curated record